This is a messenger RNA of Arvicola amphibius (Eurasian water vole), 3211 nucleotides long. RefSeq names its product solute carrier family 4 member 8 (gene Slc4a8). Gene Ontology annotation, cellular component: plasma membrane. Gene Ontology annotation, molecular function: sodium:bicarbonate symporter activity; monoatomic anion transmembrane transporter activity; solute:inorganic anion antiporter activity. The coding region runs from base 95 to 3211 and encodes 1038 amino acids. The transcript has 23 exons. NCBI's taxonomy places the organism in Eukaryota, Metazoa, Chordata, Mammalia, Rodentia, Cricetidae. Gene Ontology annotation, biological process: regulation of intracellular pH; monoatomic anion transport; bicarbonate transport. The record is from RefSeq and is a predicted model, not a curated record.
UGUGGUGGAUCAGGGCGGGACCAGCACAACCCUCAACAUUCACUAUGAGAAGGAAGAGUUGGAAGGUCAUAGAACUCUGUAUGUGGGGGUUCGGAUGCCACUGGGCAGGCAGGGCCAUCGGCACCACCGCACUCAUGGCCAGAAGCACCGGAGACGCGGAGCACGGGGCAAAGGAACCAGCCAGAGUGAAGAGGUCCUGGAAGCUUUGGCCCAUGACACCCCGUCUCAGCGUGUUCAGUUCAUUCUGGGCACUGAGGACGACGAGGAGCAUGUGCCUCAUGAGCUGUUCACAGAGCUGGAUGAGAUCUGUCUGAGAGAGGGAGAGGAUGCCGAGUGGAAGGAGACAGCCAGGUGGCUGAAGUUUGAAGAGGAUGUUGAAGAUGGGGGAGAGCGCUGGAGCAAGCCUUACGUGGCCACCCUCUCUCUGCACAGUCUGUUUGAGCUGAGGAGCUGCCUCAUCAAUGGCUCUGUCCUCCUGGACAUGCGUGCAAGCAGCAUAGAAGAAAUUUCAGACCUGAUACUGGACCAGCAAGAACUGUUCAGUGACCUGAAUGACAGUAUGAGGGUUAAAGUGCGGGAAGCCCUGCUCAAGAAACACCACCAUCAGAAUGAGAGGCGGAGGAACAACCUCAUUCCCAUUGUCCGCUCCUUUGCUGAGGUUGGCAAGAAGCAAUCGGACCCACAUUCCAUGGAUAAAGACGGUCAGACUGUUUCUCCUCAGUCUGCUCCAACUACGAGUCUUGAGGUGAAAAAUGGAGUGAAUUGCGAGCACAGUCCUGUGGAUCUAAGCAAGGUGGACCUUCAUUUCAUGAAAAAAAUUCCCACUGGGGCAGAGGCCUCCAAUGUCUUGGUUGGAGAGGUGGACACUCUGGACCGUCCCAUCGUCGCCUUUGUGAGGCUCUCCCCAGCUGUGCUCCUCUCGGGCCUGACGGAAGUGCCCAUCCCAACAAGAUUUCUAUUUAUCUUACUGGGCCCAGUAGGAAAAGGUCAGCAGUACCAUGAGAUUGGCAGAUCCAUGGCCACCAUCAUGACGGAUGAGAUUUUUCAUGAUGUGGCAUAUAAAGCCAAGGAGCGAGAUGACCUUCUGGCAGGGAUCGACGAAUUCCUGGACCAGGUGACCGUGCUCCCUCCAGGGGAGUGGGACCCAUCCAUUAGAAUUGAGCCACCCAAAAAUGUCCCUUCCCAGGAAAAAAGGAAAAUGCCUGGAGUCCCAAAUGGAAACAUUUGCCACAUGGAACCAGAGCCACAUGGAGGACACAGUGGACCAGAGCUCGAACGGACUGGGCGGCUGUUUGGGGGCUUGGUGCUGGACAUCAAGCGGAAGGCUCCCUGGUACUGGAGUGACUACCGAGACGCACUCAGCUUACAGUGUCUGGCCUCCUUUCUGUUCCUAUACUGUGCCUGCAUGUCACCUGUUAUCACCUUUGGGGGACUGCUUGGAGAAGCCACUGAAGGACGUAUAAGUGCAAUUGAAUCCUUGUUUGGAGCGUCCAUGACGGGGAUCGCCUACUCCUUGUUUGCUGGGCAGCCCCUUACCAUCUUGGGGAGCACUGGCCCUGUGCUCGUGUUCGAGAAGAUUCUGUUCAAGUUCUGCAAGGACUAUGCCCUUUCGUACCUCUCCCUGCGAGCCUGUAUCGGGCUGUGGACUGCCUUCCUGUGCAUUGUUCUCGUGGCCACGGACGCCAGUUCCCUCGUCUGCUACAUCACCCGCUUCACCGAAGAAGCAUUUGCCUCCCUGAUUUGCAUUAUUUUCAUCUAUGAAGCAAUAGAAAAGCUGAUUCACCUGGCAGAGACCUACCCCAUCCACAUGCACAGCCAGCUGGACCACCUUAGCCUCUAUUACUGCAGGUGCACGCUCCCAGAGAAUCCAAACAACCAUACUUUACGGUACUGGAAGGACCACAACAUUGUGACCACAGAAGUGAACUGGGCGAACCUGACUGUCAGUGAAUGCCAGGAGAUGCAUGGAGAGUUCAUGGGCUCGGCGUGUGCUCAUCAUGGACCCUACACUCCCGAUGUGCUCUUUUGGUCCUGUAUUCUCUUCUUCACCACCUUCAUCCUCUCAAGCACCUUAAAGACGUUUAAGACGAGCCACUAUUUCCCGACCAGAGCACGCUCCAUGGUGAGCGACUUUGCCGUCUUCCUUACCAUCUUCACAAUGGUGAUCAUCGACUUCUUGAUUGGAGUCCCAUCGCCAAAGCUUCAGGUCCCCAGUGUGUUCAAGCCAACACGGGAUGACCGAGGCUGGUUUGUUAGUCCCAUCGGCCCUAACCCCUGGUGGACGGUGAUAGCUGCAGUUAUCCCGGCUCUCCUGUGCACUAUUCUGAUAUUCAUGGACCAGCAGAUCACCGCUGUCAUCAUUAACAGGAAGGAGCAUAAGCUCAAGAAAGGCUGUGGCUACCAUCUGGACCUGCUGAUGGUGGCCGUCAUGCUGGGCGUUUGUUCCGUCAUGGGGCUGCCUUGGUUUGUGGCUGCCACUGUCCUGUCCAUCACACAUGUGAACAGCCUCAAGCUGGAGUCUGAGUGUUCUGCUCCUGGGGAACAGCCCAAGUUCCUGGGCAUCCGAGAGCAGAGAGUUACGGGCCUUAUGAUCUUCGUGCUGAUGGGCUGCUCGGUCUUCAUGACGGCUGUCUUAAAGUUUAUCCCGAUGCCAGUGCUCUAUGGAGUUUUCCUCUACAUGGGAGUCUCUUCUCUGCACGGAAUCCAGUUCUUUGAUCGUCUGAAGCUUUUUGGGAUGCCUGCAAAACACCAGCCAGACUUCAUCUACCUGCGGCACGUGCCCCUGCGCAAAGUCCACCUCUUCACCCUCAUCCAGCUCACCUGCCUCGUCCUGCUCUGGGUAAUCAAGGCGUCGCCAGCUGCCAUUGUUUUCCCAAUGAUGGUCCUGGCCUUGGUCUUCGUCAGGAAAGUCAUGGAUCUCUGUUUCUCCAAGCGUGAGCUGAGCUGGCUGGAUGACCUGAUGCCUGAAAGCAAAAAGAAGAAGCUGGACGACGCAAAGAAGAAGGCCAAGGAGGAGGAGGAGGCUGAGAAGAUGCUGGACAUAGCGGGUGAUAAGUUCCCACUCGAAAGCAGGAAGUUGCUAAGUAGUCCUGGCAAGAACAGCAACUUCAGAUGUGACCCCUCUGAGAUUAAUAUAUCAGAUGAAAUGCCCAAAACCACAGUCUGGAAGGCUCUCAGUAUAAAUUCUGGAAAUACAAAGGAGAAUAGGUAA